AUGUCACAGAUCAGUAAUAGUGUCUGUUUUCCGCAGAAUGCGGAGAGUGAUAUUGAAAGUGAUGUUACUCUUAACCAAGACUCGGCAACUGUAUUAGAGGCCGAGACAGUAAUAAACACUCACAACAUUAGUUCGCAGGUUGAAGGCUCUGACGCCUUGAAGGACCUGCUGACUGAUGACUAUUGUCACAUAUGUGAGGCUGUGCUGCUGUUCGAGUCCCAGAGGAGCUCCCAUUACGAGGGAAAGAAACAUGCACAGAAGGUCCGUCUGUACCUCCAGUCCAGGAAAGCUCAGAACCCUGACAAAGAAACAACAGCCCUGCAGGCUGGAGCCUCCAUGGAUAAGCAGAAAUUCUGUGAGCUGUGCAACAUGGUGUUCAGCUCAGCAGUGGUGGCCAAGUCUCACUAUGAGGGGAAGAUCCAUACCAAAAACCUGCGUAGAUUCCGACCUCUCGAUACCAAGCAGAAGGUGGACGUUGCUCAGCCUGCGCCUCCCCAAGCCCCAGACAAGCCAGAGGUGGAGGACGACGACAUGGCCACGUCAGGGUCAAAGGUCGGCAGCCCUGCCGCCACACAGGAGGUGGACUUGAGCGACCCCAAUAAGCAUUGCCGGCUGUGCGCGGCCACCUUCAACAACCCCCAGAUGGCGCAGCAGCACUACAGCGGCCGCAAGCACCAGCGCAACCAGAGCCGCCAGCAUUUGCUGCAGCAGCUGGGCGAGGAAGGAGAGACAGCAAGCUCUCUGAUAUGUCCGAUAUGUAGCGUAACCCUGAGCUCAGUGGAGAUGUACCAGGCCCACAUGCAGGGCAACAAGCACCAGCUCAAAGAGAAGAAGGUAUCGGACCUGUGCAAGUCUCAGAAGAAGAUGUACGACUCCUACCAGGACGAGCUGUCCGACUACAUCGCCGUCCAGAAGGCCCGAGGCCUGCAGCCCAAAGAGAGAGAGCAGGAAGAGAAGAAAGACACAGAGAAGACUCCUCUUCCUCCUCCUCCUCUCCGUCUUCCUCCCCCUCCUCCUCCUCCUCUUCUUCCACCUUCUCUCUUUGCUAUUCGUUUUUCCUCACCCCCUCGACGGUUGGCCCAGCCUCCUUUCCAGUCGCCGGCCAGUCGUUUUGCGGCGUGGGACAGGGGCAUGGGCAGGGGCAGGGGGGGGGGACAGGGGCAGGGGGGGGGGCAGGGGCAGGGGGGGCCCACCGGCUGCAUUCUGGGAGCCGAGCUACAACCAGCCCCGCCCAAACUCCCUGCCUUUGACCCGCCCUCAAGGUCCUGUUGGCCGGCGACCAGCAAGAGGGAGGAGUCCUGAUUGGUCGAGUUCCUCCUCUUCCUGGUCAGAUUCAUCUGAGAGUGGAAGUAGUAGUAGUAGCAGCGGCAGCAGCAGUAGCAGUAGCAGUGACUCAAAGCUCUCCAGAGAGAGAAGGAGACGAAGACACCGAAGACAAUACAAGGAAAGAGACCGGAGAGACAGGGAGAAACAAAUUCGGAGGAGAGAGAGAAAGGAGGGAGAGGGGGAGAAAGAGGUAGAGCAGGAGAGGAGGGGAGAUAAAAGAAGGAAGGAGAGAGAGAGGAGGCAUAGAAAGGAGGGGCCUGACGAGGUGAGGGAGGACAGGAAACGAAGGAAUGAGAGGCCGAGGAAGAGACCUCACGAAGAAGAGGUGGAUGAGGAAGGAGCAAAAAGGAGAAGGGAAGCAAAGGAAGGACUGCUGAUGGGAGAGAGAGAGAACAUGGGUGGUGAUGUGAGCGGAAAACUGGAGGAAGAAGGCGAGGAUAAAGCAAACGGUCAAGGCGGGGUUGCACCACUAGAGGGCGUCUUGGAAGAGAGGGCAGAAAGGAAAGACAAGCACAAACACAGACACAAGAAAGAGAAGAAGAAGAAAGAACGCACUGAGGAGGUGGACACUAGAACGGAGGAAGAGAAGCUGUGGGAUGAGGUCUUCUGAAAGGUCAGGGGUCACUGCUAGUGUCCAGAAGGUGACGAAGGACAGGUGUGUAGAGCAGCAACAGAAGGUGUCUGUCCCAAAUCACUAGACAAGCAUCCUGCCUACCUACACACUUGCUAACUUGCUCUCUUUCUGUAUUGUAUAAACAGUACCCAAUAGAUGGUUCAGCACGAAUGUCAAUCAAAUUACUUUGAGGUGGAUGGAUGGCGGAGAGAUGGACGGAUGGAUAGACACUUGUUUAUUAAUUUGCAGUAUGUUUGCCUUAUAAACCGAGGCUCAUUUCAUUAUCUUAAAAUGUUAAUUUAUUGUCUUCGUCCUCGAGAGAAGCUGUUUUGUUUAGCCCUGUGGAAUGUUGGCUUUUGGCAGUUCUGAUCAGCGCGAAAUCAUCCUGAAUUUUGUGUGACCCGAAGAUUGUAAUCAUGUUUACAUUCUUGUUGCUUUAGACUAAUAUGCGCACCAGAAUCUAGUCUGGCCUUCACACACAAAUGGAGGGAAUGUUCACACAGCCAGAAACACUUCACUCAGAGGACCCUGGUCUUGUCUUCACAACUGCAGUGUAGUACCCAGCUCUACCCCCAGGAUGUGCUGAUGAGCUGCUUAUAUAUUUUGUCAGCAGGCCAGCUCAGUUUCAGUUCACCUAUUCCGGGAAAUACACUAAAGCUUCAUCAGAGCACCUUGACAGAGAAUGAUCUUUGUAAUAAACUGAAUCGCAUUUGAUUCCCCAUUUCUCACAUGCAAAUGACUCCUGGAAAUGAUUCAACUCGUAUGUGAAUGCAGUAUUUUUUGGAUUUCUACAGCAGACAGAAGACAGUCCAGUCAUCAUAAUACGCUGAUCAUAUGCUGAUCAGUGACAUAUGUAAAUCAAUAAAGCGGUUAUGCUUAUUGUUCGAGUUUA
Molecule: messenger RNA, 2831 nt
Organism: Clupea harengus (Atlantic herring)
Lineage: Eukaryota; Metazoa; Chordata; Actinopteri; Clupeiformes; Clupeidae
Gene: zmat1
Product: zinc finger matrin-type 1
Molecular function (GO): nucleic acid binding; zinc ion binding
Source: RefSeq, a predicted model, not a curated record